GAGGGGGAAACCAGGGCACAGAGAGGGUGCCACCAUGCACGUGAAGAAGUACUUGCUGAAAUGCCUGCACCGGCUUCAGAAGGGCCCCGGCUACACGUACAAGGAGCUGCUGGUGUGGUACUGCGACAACACCAACACCCACGGCCCCAAGCGCAUCAUCUGCGAGGGGCCCAAGAAGAAGGCCAUGUGGUUCUUCAUCACCCUGCUCUUCGCCGCCCUGGUCUGCUGGCAGUGGGGCCUCUUCAUCAGGACCUACCUGAGCUGGGAGGUCAGCGUCUCCCUCUCCAUAGGCUUCAAGGCCAUGGACUUCCCCGCCGUCACCGUCUGCAACGCCAGCCCCUUCCAGUAUUCCAAAGUCACGCAUUUGCUGAAGGACCUGGAUGAGCUGAUGGAAGCCGUCUUGAGGAGGAUCCUGGCUCCAGAGCCAAGCCUUGCCAAUGCCACCACAGCCUUGAACUUCACCAUCUGGAACCACACGCCCCUGGUCCUUAUCGACGAGCGGAACCCCCACCACCCAGUGGUCCUCGACCUCUUUAGGGAGAACCACAAUGGCUCAGAAAGCAGCAGCCCAGCACCAGAAAGGAUCUGUAAUGCCCAGGGAUGCAAAAUGGCCAUGAGACUGUGCAGCCUCAAUGGGACCGAGUGCACCUUCCGGAACUUCACCAGCGCCACCCAGGCAGUGACGGAAUGGUACCUCCUGCAGGCCACCAACAUCUUCGCACAGGUGCCGCAGCAGAAGCUGGUGGAGAUGGGCUACCCCGCCGAGCGCCUCAUCCUGGCCUGCCUGUUCGGUGAUGAGCCCUGCAGCUACCGGAACUUCACCUCCAUCUUCGACCCUCAUUAUGGCAACUGCUACAUCUUCAACUGGGGCAUGACCGAGAAGGCGCUCCCUUCUGCCAACCCCGGAACUGAAUUUGGCCUGAAGUUGAUCCUGGACAUAGGCCAGGGAGACUAUGUCCCCUUCCUCGCAUCCACGGCCGGGGUCCGGCUGAUGCUUCAUGAGCAGAGGUCGUAUCCCUUCAUCCGAGACGAGGGCAUCUACGCCAUGUCGGGGACAGAGACCUCCAUCGGGGUGCUAGUGGACAAGCUGCAGCGCAUGGGCGAGCCCUACAGCCCGUGCACCGUGAACGGCUCCGACGUCCCCAUCCAAAACUUCUACAGCGACUACAACACGACCUAUUCCAUCCAGGCCUGUCUUCGCUCCUGCUUCCAAGACCACAUGAUCCGCAACUGCAGCUGCGGCCACUACCUGUACCCAUUGCCCCACGGGGAGAAAUACUGCAACACCCGGGACUUCCCAGACUGGGCCCGCUGCUACUCGAAGCAGCAGAUGAAUGUGGCCCAGAGGGAGAGCUGCAUCGGCAUGUGCAAGGAGUCCUGCAAUGACACCCAGUACAAGAUGACCAUCUCCAUGGCCGACUGGCCUUCUGAGGCUUCCGAGGACUGGAUUUUCCACGUCUUGUCUCAGGAGCGGGACCGAAGCACCAACCUCACCUUGAGCAGGAAGGGAAUUGUCAAGCUCAACAUCUACUUCCAAGAGUUCAACUAUCGCACCAUUGAGGAAUCAGCAGCUAAUAACAUCGUGUGGCUGCUCUCAAAUCUGGGUGGCCAGUUUGGCUUCUGGAUGGGGGGCUCGGUGCUGUGCCUCAUCGAGUUUGGGGAGAUCAUCAUUGACUUCGUGUGGAUCACCAUCAUCAAGCUGGUGGCCCUGGCCAAGGGCCUGCGGCAGCGGCGGACCCAAGCUCGCUACGCCGGCCCGCCACCCACUGUGGCGGAGCUGGUGGAGGCCCACACCAACUUUGGCUUCCAGCCUGACACGACCCACCACAGCCCCAACACCGUGGCCUACCCCGACGAGCAGAGCCCGCCCAUCCCGGGCACCCCGCCCCCGAACUAUGACUCCCUGCGUCUGGGCGUCAUCGAGUCAGAUAGUGAGGGCGACACCAUCUAACACAGUCCCUACCCACCCCCGGCAGCUCACAAACUGGAAGCCGAGGAGCCGAGACCAUUGCCCAAGGCCUCAUUUUAUGG
Molecule: messenger RNA, 2031 nt
Organism: Carlito syrichta (Philippine tarsier)
Lineage: Eukaryota; Metazoa; Chordata; Mammalia; Primates; Tarsiidae
Gene: SCNN1B
Product: sodium channel epithelial 1 beta subunit
Exons: 13
Coding region: 35-1951 (638 amino acids)
Biological process (GO): sodium ion transmembrane transport
Cellular component (GO): membrane
Molecular function (GO): ligand-gated sodium channel activity
Source: RefSeq, a predicted model, not a curated record